Paramecium pentaurelia is the source of this 991-nucleotide messenger RNA. The record is from the annotation of a GenBank genome assembly. NCBI's taxonomy places the organism in Eukaryota, Ciliophora, Oligohymenophorea, Peniculida, Parameciidae.
AUGAUUUAAUAAGCCAAUUUAAAGUUAAAAUGUUAAGUAGAUGAGCAUAAGGAAGAGAUUGAUUUUAUUUGUUUUGAUUAGUUUUGUUCAGGAAUUCGAUUAUAAUUUGUUGAAUGUUUUAAAAGGGGAAUCGAUAAUAAUCAUAUUAAUGAUAUCAAAAAAGUAAACACUUUGAUUUAAUUCCUUGAAAAUAAUAAUAAAGAUUGUGAUAAUUUAAUUGAUGAUCUUAAUAAAUGUGUAGAAAAUGUAAAUUAAUCAUUUUCUUAAUUAAAAAGAGGAAUCAGAAAAAAAUAUUCAUUAUUCUAAGAAAGAUUAGUUAAUUUGAAUUCUUGUUAAAUUAAUGAUUAUUUGAAUUCUACUAUUUAAUUCACUGAAUAUAAAUAAUCAAUUACUAAAAUUAUUGAAGAAUAAACUAAGAAAUUAACUCAUUCAUUUAAUAAUUUAUAUGAAUAAUUAUAAUUAUCAUAAUUUAAUUAUUAUUAAGUUGAUGAACAUGAUAUAAAAUUAUCUGAAGAUCUAUAUUAAUAGGGUAUUUAUUUAAUAAUUAAGAUUUAAGGUUAUCAAUUAUAUUGGGAGGACAAGUAUAAUGAGGGUAUAGAACAAUUAGAUAAAUCAAUUUCAAUAAAUCCUAAUAAUUAGUUAUCUAUAAGUUAUAAAGGAUACUUAAUAAUCUUUAUAUUAAUAGGCUCAUGUUUAUGACUCAUUAUUAAUUAAAUUAUAAAUAAGAUUUCUAAAAUAAUAUGAUAUAUCUUUAACAUAUCUCCAUCAAGCAUUGUUAAUUAAUCCUAACCAUACUUUUAGUCUUGAUCGCAUCGGUAUAUUUUGAUUUAUAUUAAGGUAACUGUCUACAAGAUUAAGAGAAAUAUUUAGAAGCUCUAAUAUAUUACGAGAGAAAAUUAAAGAUUUAACCUAAUGAUCAAUGGACGAAAAAUUAAAAGGGUAUUCUUAUUUUCUUAAUAUAGAAUUUUGUGAAGAGAAAUUGAAAAAUUGA